Kazachstania africana CBS 2517 is the source of this 618-nucleotide messenger RNA. It is a transcript of the gene PUP3, whose product is annotated as proteasome core particle subunit beta 3. The record is from RefSeq and is a predicted model, not a curated record. Lineage: Eukaryota; Fungi; Ascomycota; Saccharomycetes; Saccharomycetales; Saccharomycetaceae. The coding region runs from base 1 to 618 and encodes 205 amino acids. Gene Ontology annotation, cellular component: proteasome core complex, beta-subunit complex; proteasome core complex. Gene Ontology annotation, biological process: proteasome-mediated ubiquitin-dependent protein catabolic process. The transcript has a single exon.
AUGUCUGAUCCAAGUUCAAUUAACGGUGGUAUUGUGGUUGCGAUGGCCGGUAAAGAUUGUGUUGCCAUUGCAUGUGACUUGCGUCUGGGUAGUCAGUCGUUAGGUGUAUCGAAUAAUUUCGAGAAAAUCUUCAACUAUGAACAUGUUUUCUUUGGUAUUACAGGAUUAGCUACGGACGUGACAACAUUAAAUGAAGUUUUCCGUUACAAGACAAAUUUAUACAAAUUAAAAGAAGACAGAGCCAUUGAACCAGAAACUUUCGCACAACUCGUGUCAAGCACUCUAUAUGAAAGAAGAUUUGGUCCUUAUUUUGUCGGUCCUGUAGUUGCAGGAAUCAACUCCAAGUCAGGCAAACCUUUCAUUGCAGGUUUUGAUUUGAUCGGUUGUAUUGACGAAGCUAAAGAUUUCAUAGUAAGUGGUACCGCAUCAGAUCAAUUAUUUGGUAUGUGUGAAUCGCUAUAUGAACCAAACUUAGAAGCCGAAGAUCUAUUCGAAACGAUAAGUCAGGCCUUAUUGAAUGCCGCAGAUCGUGAUGCCCUUUCUGGGUGGGGUGCUGUCGUUUAUAUCAUCAAGAAAGAUAAAGUCAUAAAAAGAAAUCUAAGGAUGAGACAAGAUUGA